Haliotis rubra (blacklip abalone) is the source of this 3664-nucleotide messenger RNA. RefSeq names its product scavenger receptor class F member 2-like. NCBI's taxonomy places the organism in Eukaryota, Metazoa, Mollusca, Gastropoda, Lepetellida, Haliotidae. Bases 173 to 1480 code for a protein of 435 amino acids. Gene Ontology annotation, molecular function: scavenger receptor activity. The record is from RefSeq and is a predicted model, not a curated record. The transcript has 3 exons.
UGAGGCCAAAUUAACCAAAGCGCGACAACGCGACAAUGUCCCUUACAGGAUUCCAUAGUUUUGCUAUACGUUAUUUUUGGAAAACUAACUUACACUCAAGUGUAACAGUGUGCCUAUAUGGGAACAGGAGUAGACCCCGCCAUGGGAUUCCUUUUACAAGCCUGUUACCAGUAUGUACUGCUUUUCCACAGCGUUAUCAGUAGACCACGUGUCCCCUGGAACAAUGAAAGGCGGACAGAUCCUGUCGCUUGUGGUGUUGAUCUCUGCCCUGCUUGCUGUGACACGCACUCUUGAGCACCCAAGUCACGACUCAUGUAACACAACUGGGUGUAGACAUGGGAAUGGUCGUCUUCGAUGUCAGUCAUGUAACACCGGGUGUCACGGAUCAAACUGCAGCUCUACAUGCCAAGGACGUUGUGACGGAGACGGAUGUGACAGGUCCACUGGAGAAUGUUUCAGAUGUAGGCCAGGGUUCUAUGGACGACACUGCGACACACCCUGUCCACCACGAUGUUCCAGCAGUCCGGUAGGUGGCGCUGUCUACUGUGACCGACAUACAGGUGCUUGUUCUGAAUCUUGUGGUGGAGGAUGGACCGGGGCACACUGUGAUGGACGAUGUCCACUCAACUGCAAGGCCUCAGUCUGUCACAUACACACAGGAGAAUGUCUUGAUGGGUGUGACGGAAGAUGGACAGGGGGCUUUUGUAACAUGUCAUGUGACAACUGUCUGAUGGGAAGGUGCAGCAUCACUGGGUACUGUCUACAUGGAUGUGAAGCAGGCUUCUAUGGACAGAAGUGCGAAGACAGAUGUCCACAUUGCUGGACCAGUGGCUGUGACAGACAGACUGGAGUAUGUGAACAGUGUCAACCUGGUUACCAUGGACACCGCUGCAGUAACACGUGCCCCGUGAAGUGCUACAAAGGAAGAGAUGGACACAAGUACUGUGAUCGACAUACUACAGUUUGUCAGGAAGGAUGUGAGAUUGGGUGGCACGGGUCACACUGUAACACCCCGUGUAGUAAAUCCUGCAGGUCCUCCUUGUGUUACAGCGAUGAUGGAUCGUGCGUGGAGGGCUGUGUUCCAGGGUACUAUGGGAAACACUGCCACAAGAAAUGUCCGCAUUGUAGAGACAAUGUGUGUGACCGCCAUGGACGGUGUUCAGCCUGUACUGAUGGAUGGUUCGGAGAGAGAUGUGACGAGGCUUGUGGGUGGUGUUUGGAUGGUGUAUGUGAGGUGGACGGUAGUUGUAGUCGUGGCUGUAAGGACGGCGCAUACGGGAGUCACUGUCAGUACUUAUGCAGUGGGGACUGUGUAGCGUGUGAUCAGAUGACAGGCGACUGUAAUGACGUAGGAUCUGUUGAUGCUGUGAUCGAACUUGAUACGUUUGCAGGUACAUGCUCCUUAAUGUAUUCCAAGUAUCAAAACGUAAUGCCCAUUGCGUGUGUACUUGCUUGCUUAUCUAAUUAUUUAGAUAUAUAGGUAGAUGCCGGGAUACGUAGGUAGGUAGGGUAUCAAAAUUGUAAUAACUGCACUGUGUUCAGGUGAUAUAACUGAUCUAUUUAACAAAACUGUAAUGUGGGUUCAGCUAAUAUAACUGUACUAUGUGUUCAGCUAAUAUAACUGUGCGAUGCGUUCAGCUGAUAUAGCUGUACCACGUGUUGAGCUGAUAUAGCUGUACCACGUGUUCAGUUGAUAUAGCUGUACCAUGUGUUCAGCUGAUAUAGCUGUGCCAUGUGUUCAGCUGAUAUAGCUGUGCCAUGUGUUCAGCUGAUAUAGCUGUGCCAUGUGUUCAGCUGAUAUAGCUGUACCAUGUGUUUAGCUGAUAUAACUGUACCAUAUGUUCGGCUGAUAUAGCUGUACCAUAUGUUCAGCUGAUAUAACUGUACCAUAUGUUCAGCUGAUAUAACUGUACCAUGUGUUCCGUUGAUAUAACUGUGCCAUAUGUUCAGCUGAUAUAACUGCACUAUGAGUUCAGCUGAUAUAGCUUUAUUCUGGUCUUCUGAUCAACUGUAAUUUGUACAAACCAUGAAGAAAUUGAUUGUUUAGAAAACUCUCCCGCAACACUGACUCAUUUCAUAAAAUGAGCGUAGCGGGAGAAUGUUUGUAAAAAAUCAAUUUCUUUACCGAUUUCGUUCAAAUUUGAAAUAUAAGUUACUCAUAGCAUAUAAAAACAAUAUACAGUUGCAAAAAUCUAGAUUUUUUUUGUUUUAAAAUGAUUGUCCAAAGUGUGAUUCGAAUGUGGUUUGGACCCUUACGAUACACCGCCAGCACGUCUGCUAAUGAUCGUACCGCUCUUAGUCUUUGUAUUCCCCAUCGAUAUGAUACGAUGUAUCAGAGUGCAUAUAUUAUCUCUGUUUUUAUACCAGUUAGAGAUACCCGGCACCGUCACUACAUUUCGUGUACGUAAACGUUUGAUAUUAGACAUAUGCAUAUAUAAGAUAGCAACGUAUAAAUGGGGAAAAUAAUGGUGUCAUUUACGGAGAUUCGAACAUUCGCCCGAAAGUUGAUGAGUAAUUCCGUCCUGAUAUGACGCGACGCAGAUGGCAAUCUGAACUGGGAGACAUUCUACCGAUAAUGACCUUCAAUUGUUUUUGUUGUGCGAAUAUUCAGGAAAUACCAAACUUGUUCCCCCUAGUUCCUACUGACGUAGCUUGUUUUGCGAACCAUCUUGGCUCGUUUGGGCGUAGUCCCGGUUACUACAUCACAAUGACAAUUAACCUUGCAGAACUGAUAUUUCGCCCAUCACCUUAAACCAGAGAGAAGCGCCUUUGAGUCUUUCGUGGCAUAGUGAAGUUUGUCACUUCAUAUAUAGGGACUCUUGACUUCUGAUGUAAAUACGAAACUAAGUUUGAAUAAUGAACUUGUAUCUUAUAUGUUACUAAGCUGCUAAUAUCGUAUAUAAACAUGCUAUUCGCACCCAUGUGGCAAUGUUGUAUAAUAACGUGUAUACGCGUAUUGCUAAGGCUAUGAAAACGGACAUGCAUGAACAAAAAUGUAUAUAGAUGUAUAUAGGUAUCAUAUCUUAGAUGACAGGCAAUGAGUCAUGCUAUAGCCAUGUGUAUUCUGUGCUGACUUAUAGAUGGGGGAUAUUGUGGUACCAUGUUUGUUUUUUACUAACAAACACUUAGAAGACAGGUCCACACAUAUUUCAUGGAACAGUCUAUAUAUACUGAGCCUUGAUGUAUAUUAUAAACAUUACAACAUGUACCUAAAGUAGGGGCUGCACCCUCGAUGUGUGAUAUGAUAUGUCAUGUCUAUUGUUGACCGAUUGUUUCAGCGUUUUAUGUAUAGGGAGGAAAUUGUAUCCUGGUGGAUUCGUCCCAGAAUAAUAAAUGUGCAAUCACUUCACACCCUGUAGCCUUGUAGUUUUCAUUACUGAAGAACACCAAAUCCCAUGCUACUGCACUGAAAUCUCCCGUGUUGAUAGGGGAUAGAAGUGGCCUAAGCAACCCAAGCUGUAAGGGUGUCAGCCCGAUCUGUCGACAAAUGAAUAAUAGGAUGUUGCUAACCGUCGACAAAAAAGACCCGGAGUGUCGACAUCGCAUGGUCAACAUACCGUGACGGUGUUAAUUAAUGAAAGAGAAUGUUUGCUUAGUGAUUUGCAAGUGGCUAUGGUGGUUACAGCUAUGCUCGUUUCAUGAGGAAAUGAAUUAGGUUAAUUAU